Molecule: messenger RNA, 783 nt
Organism: Monosiga brevicollis MX1
Lineage: Eukaryota; Choanoflagellata; Craspedida; Salpingoecidae
Exons: 8
Cellular component (GO): cytosol
Molecular function (GO): aldose reductase (NADPH) activity
Source: RefSeq, a predicted model, not a curated record
CAGGCAGAAAUCGGCGAUGCCGUGGCCGAGUGCAUUGCCGAGGGCAUUGUCACCCGCGAGGAGCUUUUCAUAUCCUCCAAGCUCAACAACCCUUACCACAAGCCCGAACACGUUCGCCCUGCUCUCGAGAAGACGAUGAAGGAUCUCAAAGUCGAUUACUUGGACAUGUAUCUGAUGCACUGGCCGACGGCCUUUGUUCAUAUUACGGGCGUUCAGUGGAAGGAUUACAAGGGCUCCUGGCCCCCGCCUCAUUUGGCCCGUGGCAUCAGUAUCCACGACACCUGGGAUGCUUUGAUUGAUUGCCACAAAGAUGGCACCGUUCGUACACUGGGCGUUUGCAACUUUAAGAUUCAAUUGUUGCACGAGCUGAUGAUGGGCGAUCAUGCGAUGAUCCCCCACGUUCUACAAAAUGAGGGCCACCCCUACAAUCAGCAAUGGCGCCAACUGGAGUACGUGUUUUGCCAAAAGGUUGGCAUCCAGUUUAUGGCUUAUUCACCUUUGGGCUAUGGUGCGUUUCCUUUCGUGACGGUGCUAGCCAACCCCGUGUUGAAGGAGAUUGCCGAUAAGCACGACAAGUCGACGGCGCAGGUUGCUCUGCGUUGGUGUGUGCAGCGUGGCGUGAACACAAUGCCUUUUAGCUUGCGGGAAAACGAGCUGCGUCAGAACCUGACUGUGGGUGAGUUUGCCCUGGACGACGAGGAUAUGGCCAAAAUCCGCUCUCUUGAUCUACGCCACCACUAUCUGGACCCAUACGACUGGUACGGUCUUCCUCUUUGGGACUAA